Pocillopora damicornis (cauliflower coral) is the source of this 1958-nucleotide messenger RNA. Its product is annotated as phosphatidylserine synthase 2. The record is from RefSeq and is a predicted model, not a curated record. NCBI's taxonomy places the organism in Eukaryota, Metazoa, Cnidaria, Anthozoa, Scleractinia, Pocilloporidae. Gene Ontology annotation, biological process: phosphatidylserine biosynthetic process. Gene Ontology annotation, molecular function: L-serine-phosphatidylethanolamine phosphatidyltransferase activity.
UGGCAUGUUCAAAAGAGUUGCUGCUCAAUUUACUCCUUAUUCGUGGACAUCUUACGAUUGGAAAGCCACUACAAGCCUUACAAGAUGGCUGGCUGUCUGUGGAAUUGCUGCUGUGUUCCUUAUGGCCGAGUUAAACUUGUUUUACUUGAAGUUUAUUUUGUGGAUUCCUCCUCCUCAUUUCAUCAUGCAAGUUCGUAUGGCACUGUACCUUGGGAUGGGAGCUGUGGCACUGAAUGAAACAUUUAGAUACAUGGACGACCCCACUUGUAAGCGGUUUGGACAGCAGGCUUGGGUGGUCGCGGCUAUUGUUGCAACAGAAGUGCUAAUCUGCGUUAAAUUCGGUUGGGAAACCAUCACUAUACCCUUUCCUACACACGUGACAGUAUUCUGGCUUCUUUUCCUCGGCUCUUGGACUGCGUGGACGGUGUGGCAAUUUUGGCCUUCGAUUAUCGGCGGCUUUCGUAUCAAUCACGAUAAAGAAACCGAUAGUGGUAUUAUUAACGCAGAUCACAGACCAAAACAUGAAUGAAUUUUUGACAAAAUGUUCGAGAAUGAUUAAAUACUGAUCAAGAUUUUUAGGAUAAAUAAAAAUGGGGAAAAUUCCCUUUGGAUUUUUGUUCUCAUCAGCAUCAGGGCAGGUUGCGCUUUUCCUUCAAGCGUAAUAAAUUAAUUUGCUAAUUCUAGAGAAUGAUUUUCAAAGAACGUAAUUUGCCAAUUUUUGAGAAUGAUUUUCAAACAGUGCGUUCACGGCUAGUUUCAAAUUUUUCAGUAUCGUCAUCCUCAUUAUCAACGUCAUGAACUUUUCAGUUCUACGUUUUUCUUUUUGGUUAUGUUUCUUUUUGUCCUGUCAAGAGAAUAAUGAUUUUAACAAUAUAUUGAGAAAUUUGUGUGAAAGAAUCAAUUCGUAUUCAAUCGGAACGAUCCCAACGAGCUAAUUUGUUCUUGUUUGCCGCUUGUAAUUAAUGUAUGCCUUGCAAGUGGCGAUCACAUGGAGAGACACCCAGCCGGGAUAAAAAGGGUGUUGCGCCAUUUCUCUUCCAGCAAGAUGCCCCUUGAAACAUGCGAUCGCCAACUGCGACGGAUUUGUUAUGUGCUACCUAUCAGUGAACGGAUUUGUUAUGUGCUACCUAUCAGUGAACACACCAACAAUUCGGCGUAUCUCGCUGAACUGUUGUGAAUGUUUUACGGUCAUGCUUUUUGUUACACUGGGGUAGAAGACAAGGCAUUCAUUUAGUUAGCUCAACUGGGUUCCAUGAAAUUUCAGCGUAUUUUUAUUCACGGGAAAUAUUUAUCAUAUGACCAAUUGUUAAGUGAAGGUAUCAAAAUGGUUCUCGUUAACCAAGGAAGAUCAAGGCUUGUGUAUUGCGUAUUUAUAAACAAUAUGGGAGGAGAGUGAUGUGAUAUCUAUGUUCUGUAGUAGGAGGGCCAGACUCAAAUUAUAUUUCAAAGUGUGACGCCUGAAAAGAAGAAGAAGAGGAGGAAAUUCUAGUUUCUUAUCACCGAGACAGGGGCCGCAAAUAUUUUUACAUCUCCAACCGAACCUAAGAAAUAUGUACUUUUGAUUAAUUCACAUCAAGAACCAAAACCUUAGUUAAUGUAUCUGUAAUGCGUGGUUGGUGUUAAACGAAAAUUAUUCAAGGAUAGACAAAUUUUUCACAAGGCAGAAGCAUUUUUUUUCGAUCCUGUGCUUAAUUAUUAGCAUUGUCCUUCUGGAUUUUUAUGUAGUAGUGGUCAAAUUUUGCACUAUUAGCGUGAAGAAACCAGGUGCCUGUUUUAGUAAAAUUUACGAUCGUGUAUAGCGAGUGAUAAUUUUAGCUCAACAUUUAUUGGUUGAAGUAACUGAAGGCACUCACCUAAUGUAGGCAUGAACACUCGAUACUAAGUUAAAAGACGUAUUUUUCUAGUUUAUGGUAGAGAAACAUGUUAAUACGCGAUUUUGAUAAAUAAAUAUGGACAAA